Anthonomus grandis grandis is the source of this 363-nucleotide messenger RNA. Its product is annotated as adult-specific cuticular protein ACP-20-like. The transcript has 2 exons. The coding region runs from base 1 to 360 and encodes 119 amino acids. Lineage: Eukaryota; Metazoa; Arthropoda; Insecta; Coleoptera; Curculionidae. Gene Ontology annotation, cellular component: extracellular matrix. The record is from RefSeq and is a predicted model, not a curated record.
AUGUACAAGCUGCUGGCUGCUUUUGUCUUAAUCGCUGUCGUAAGCGCCCAAUACAGCCCCCUGCCUUACAAAGGACAUCAUGAAGAAGAAUAUGGUCCAGCAAAGUACGAGUUCGCUUACGUAGUAGAAGAUCCCCACACUGGAGAUUUCCAUUCUCAGCAGGAGCAACGUGAUGGUGACCACGUCCAAGGGCAGUACUCCCUCCAUGAGGCCGAUGGUACUGUCAGAAUCGUGAAAUACUCUGAUGAUGGACACGGUUUUAAUGCUGUGGUGGAGAAACAGGGACAUCCCAGCGAAGCUUCUGUGACUUACAAGAAAACUGUUGUUGCCCCAGCACCAUACAACUAUUACCACCAUUAAAUU